UAUCCUCCAUUUGGAGAGAUGUUUGGUUUAGUCUUACCCAACUCAAUUUUGAUCAUGGGUUCUUUUGUUAUAUGUAUAAAAAACACCGCCAUGCUAUCAAGUAUGCCAAGAAAUCAGCAGUGAGUUUAUACGUGAUCAACAAAAUUCUGCUGCUGCACAAUGGAACUAUUCGGAAAUUUGUUCUGAGUUUUUAUAGUGUUGGGAUACGUGCAAUUAGGUCCCGGUCUUAUGACUUCGACCAAUGGCUACAUUUAGUCACACGGAAAGGUGUUGAAGAAAUCUACAUUCGUUUUGACAAAGAAGCAUACAGGUUGCCAGGCUGCGUAUUUUCUUGCUCAACACUUAAGAGAUUGCAUCUUUAUGGUGUUGUUGUUGAACCAAUGAAUUUCCCUUCCAUAUUUCCUAAUAUUGCUUCACUUUGUUUUGAGAUGGUUGACUUUGGUCCUAUAAAUUCUCUAGAUUGUGCUAUUGACGUUCCUGUACUCGAGAAGUUGUCAUUUAUCCAUUGUUGUAACAUAUUUCAUUUUGACAUUACUGCUCCAAAGCUAUGUAGUUUAACAAUUGAAUUUUGCUCAUCUACUGUGAGGGGCAAAUUUCUCCCGGUUAACUUGGACUUGAGAUCUAUUUCUACUCUUGAUUUGGGUGGUCUUCUCCAGGGACUUAAAGAAUUCACUAGGAUGGGAUUUCAUCUUAAUGUGGAAUACCUUAAACUUUCAUGUUACCAAGAAUUCUAUACCAAAAGUGACGGAUCAUCUUCUGUGUUUGUUCAUUUGCUGCAAUUAUGCCCUAAGUUACGCAAACUCGAUAUCAAAUUGCCAUGGUUCGAUUCUAUGGCUACUAAACGUAUGGACAUCUUGUCAGAACUUCAUGCUGUUUCUCUAACAAAUAAGAUGCUCAAUGCUUUGAAGUUAAUGUCAUUCCAAGGGUUGCAAAUAGAAAAGCUUUUCAUUAAGGAGCUACUUUCCAGUUUAUCAACGCUUGAAAAGGUUGUCAUUGUUCGUGAGAAACAUUACAGAAAAAAGGACUCUACUGGAGUUAUGCAGGAGCUUUUGGAUCUUCCCUUUGCCUCCACAAAAAUGAAAAUUAUUAUUGUCUAGUUGAUGGAAUGAAAAGCCUAUUGGUGACGACAUUAUCCUGAUGUUUUGGAAGGAACGGCUUAGUUUGGCGCACACACAAAAUUCUCCACACCAAGGCCGGAGGAAUGAAAUAUUUUUUGUCAAGGCAUUACUUGUUUGCUUUCCUGCACUCUCUUUUCGAUACUCAAGAAGAUUGCCAUUGUUCAUAGCUAAAGUUUGCAAUCCUCGUCUCUUGGAAAAGCAAAAAUGAUUCUCAUCUUAUUGUAUUUUUACUAUUGAAAUCAAAUCCUUUUGUUUCCUUCUAUGAAUGACAUGCUCUAUACAUUUCGCUGCCAUGGUUAGUUUGUACAUAACUUUUGGAGAUAUUAUUAUUAUUAUUUUGACCAUGUUCCACCGUAUAACAAUUGGUUUUUUUUUG
This is a messenger RNA of Ipomoea triloba (trilobed morning glory), 1494 nucleotides long. RefSeq names its product F-box/FBD/LRR-repeat protein At1g13570-like. The record is from RefSeq and is a predicted model, not a curated record. The transcript has 4 exons. Bases 72 to 1097 code for a protein of 341 amino acids. Lineage: Eukaryota; Viridiplantae; Streptophyta; Magnoliopsida; Solanales; Convolvulaceae.